CAUUUUCUCAGAUCGAACGCUCUGAACAGCCUCAUUUUCCACACCAGAUCUGCCCAGACCACCCACAUGGGCGCUUACCUCUGACGUCUCAUAAUCAGUCGCCAUCGACCCGCUGCGCCGGGCGGACAAAGUAUAAUACCCAGCCCGAUCCGUCGCCCUUGGGUCGCGCGCAACAAAUCCCUGGUCCACCAUCCUCGGUUAUCUUUCACCCUGAGAAAACCACCAAAACAUGGCAGAAACCAUCGGCCUGGCCUCCGGACUGCUAGCCUUGGCGACUUUUGCAUUCCAGUCUAGCCUCACCCUUCACGAGACCGUGAAUAGUUUCCGGUCUCACACCAAACGCGUCCGCGACCUGAUAGAGGAGCUGGAGGCUUUGAGCGGGGUUCUCGCCCCACUGCGCGAGCUAUUAGAUACGCCCAGCGAUGUAGAUCUAUCGGCCCUCGAAUUGCCUCUCCUACGCUGCGGCAAUGCCUGCACCGAGUUCGAGCAAGAAUUAAUCAAGUGCUCGUCACGCUCUACUAACAGAACCAGCUUCCGAGACUGGGCCAAGUUACGGUACAUGGGUGAUGAUAUCGAUGGUUUCAGGCGAAUGCUUGCCGGGUACAAGUUGACUAUCAAUAUUGCCCUGACCGAUGCAAACCUCCGCAAGAGCUCGGUCAACGCCGAGGCCAUUGAAAGCUAUAAGGCGCUCAUCGAGACUGCCAAACUUGACCUUGAGUCUCAUCUGGAAAGCAUCGACGGAAAGCUUGAGGUGAUCUUUGGGCAAACCGUGACCGCAUCUGAUUCAGAUGCGUUGGAGCUGCGGCGAAUCAAGGAGGAGCGGUUGAGCACCGAGAAAUGUCUUCAAAUAUGUGCCCAGUUAUCUGAGCAUAUUGAUCAGAUUCAGCUCUCCACCAAGCGCAGUGAUAGUUCGCCGGGAUCAGAUGAUUCUGACGCUUUUCCGGAAAGAGUCACCAACGAGGGCUUGGAGGAGUGUAAGAAUAAACUUGCCGUCACAAUUGCCAGAUUGGAAAGGCAUAUGCAAGACCUGAUCGACCGAUUACUGGUGAAAUCGAAAGCAGCGAUGACGUCGGAGGACGAAGUUACCGAACUGAAAAGACUGCGGGACGAGUGGGAAACCGCCCGCCAGUGCAUGGACAUCUGCUCCAAGGCAGACAACCACCUCAAGGAAAAUAUCAGCAGCAUUCACAACUACGGGGCCGGGGAUGCGUUACAGUUCAUGGUGUCGACGACCGGAAAGACCAUUCAUGGCACCAACCGAGGAGUGGGGUGGAGAACUAGGCAGGUUGGAGGUCACCUCAGUGAUGCCUCAGUCCAACAACUGUCGCGAGAUCUGACCAAUAUUAACUUUCGGGUGAUCGACGCCGACGGCCAACCGAUGCGAGAAUAUACCAACGCAAUUCGUGAUCGGGAUGCUGAUACCGGAUCUAGGGCGGAAUUCAAGGAACGGUAUGGGCGAGGUUUCACGCUCACCCCCAAAUCUGAGACCCUCCAGAUGUCGUCUACAGGCUCUCAGUAACAGAUGGGAUGGACUGACCCGGUAGUCUAACGUGACAUGAAGGUACUGGAAGUCAUGGUGGUCUUUACCGAUCUAUUCUCGUAGUUUCUUGAUACAUGGCUCCCGAGUUGAUGCUUUGGCACUUG
This is a messenger RNA of Aspergillus pseudonomiae, 1644 nucleotides long. RefSeq lists its product as uncharacterized. Bases 230 to 1519 code for a protein of 429 amino acids. NCBI's taxonomy places the organism in Eukaryota, Fungi, Ascomycota, Eurotiomycetes, Eurotiales, Aspergillaceae. The record is from RefSeq and is a predicted model, not a curated record. The transcript has 2 exons.